Coregonus sp. 'balchen' is the source of this 1577-nucleotide messenger RNA. Lineage: Eukaryota; Metazoa; Chordata; Actinopteri; Salmoniformes; Salmonidae. The record is from the annotation of a GenBank genome assembly.
UUAUCGCCCAACCCCAGUGUGUGUAGGUUAUCACCCAACCCUAGUGUGUGUGGGUUAUCACCCAACCCCAGUGUGUGUGGGUUAUCACCCAACCCUAGUGUGUGUGGGUUAUCACCCAACCCUAGUGUGUGUGGGUUAUCACCCAACCCUAGUGUGUGUGGGUUAUCACCCAACCCCAGUGUCUGUAGGUUAUCACCCAACCCCAGUGUCUGUAGGUUAUCGCCCAACCCCAGUGUGUGUGGGUUAUCGCCCAACCCUAGUGUCUGUAGGUUAUCACCCAACCCUAGUGUGUGUCUGUAGGUUAUCACCCAACCCUAGUGUGUGUCUGUAGGUUAUCACCCAACCCCAGUGUGUGUGGGUUAUCACCCAACCCCAGUGUGUGUCAUCACCCAACCCUAGUGUGUGUCUGUAGGUUAUCACCCAACCCCAGUGUGUGUCUGUAGGUUAUCACCCAACCCUAGUGUGUGUCUGUAGGUUAUCACCCAACCCUAGUGUGUGUCUGUAGGUUAUCGCCCAACCCUAGUGUGUGUGGGUUAUCGCCCAACCCUAGUGUCUGUAGGUUAUCGCCCAACCCUAGUGUGUGUGGGUUAUCACCCAACCCCAGUGUGUGUGGGUUAUCACCCAACCCCAGUGUGUGUGGGUUAUCACCCAACCCCAGUGUGUGUGGGUUAUCACCCAACCCUAGUGUGUGUGGGUUAUCACCCAACCCCAGUGUGUGUGGGUUAUCACCCAACCCCAGUGUGUGUGGGUUAUCACCCAACCCCAGUGUGUGUGGGUUAUCACCCAACCCUAGUGUGUGUGGGUUAUCACCCAACCCUAGUGUGUGUGGGUUAUCGCCCAACCCUAGUGUGUGUGGGUUAUCACCCAACCCCAGUGUGUGUGGGUUAUCGCCCAAUCCUAGUGUGUGUGGGUUAUCGCCCAACCCUAGUGUGUGUGGGUUAUCGCCCAACCCUAGUGUGUGUGGGUUAUCGCCCAACCCUAGUGUGUGUGGGUUAUCACCCAACCCUAGUGUGUGUGGGUUAUCGCCCAACCCCAGUGUCUGUGGGUUAUCACCCAACCCCAGUGUGUGUGGGUUAUCACCCAACCCUAGUGUGUGUCUGUAGGUUAUCACCCAACCCUAGUGUGUGUCUGUAGGUUAUCACCCAACCCUAGUGUCUGUAGGUUAUCACCCAACCCCAGUGUGUGUGGGUUAUCACCCAACCCUAGUGUGUGUCUGUAGGUUAUCACCCAACCCUAGUGUGUGUCUGUAGGUUAUCACCCAACCCUAGUGUCUGUAGGUUAUCACCCAACCCUAGUGUGUGUCUGUAGGUUAUCACCCAACCCUAGUGUGUGUCUGUAGGUUAUCACCCAACCCUAGUGUGUGUCUGUAGGUUAUCACCCAACCCCAGUGUGUGUGGGUUAUCACCCAACCCCAGUGUGUGUCAUCACCCAACCCUAGUGUGUGUCUGUAGGUUAUCACCCAACCCCAGUGUGUGUCUGUAGGUUAUCACCCAACCCUAGUGUGUGUCUGUAGGUUAUCACCCAACCCCAGUGUGUGUGGGUUAUCACCCAACCCCAGUGUGUGUCAUCACCCAACC